Molecule: messenger RNA, 2705 nt
Organism: Clupea harengus (Atlantic herring)
Lineage: Eukaryota; Metazoa; Chordata; Actinopteri; Clupeiformes; Clupeidae
Product: 4-galactosyl-N-acetylglucosaminide 3-alpha-L-fucosyltransferase 9
Cellular component (GO): membrane
Molecular function (GO): alpha-(1->3)-fucosyltransferase activity
Source: RefSeq, a predicted model, not a curated record
AGGCUGCACUGUUACUUUCCUCUUGUCUAACGCUAUCCUUUGUUUCUAUAUAAAUAUCCUCAGUAUGUGAUUUAUUAUGGAAAAAUAAUAAUAUAUUAUGAUAUAUAUGCGCAACUCAAUGCUCUUCUCUUUGCUCUUCUCCUGUCAUUUAGAGCGUGUUGUCUAGGGUGAAGCCAUUAUGAUUGAUAUUACAAAUAGGAAGGUUUUAGACUAAUUUAUGGCAUUUGUUUCAAGUUUGAUGGAUAACUAUACUUGGACCUUGCUUGCCAUGGUAAAGUUAGUUGGCAAAGUUAACAUACAAAGGACAUACCAAAAGUCAACAAAAUUGUCUUCAAACUCUCGGAUAACGGACGUUGCAACUUCCUGGUCCCAGCCAACGCUUUGUUUAUCUCUGCUUGCAGCUUGGGUGGGCCGCAUUAAAGGAAGACUGGAAGAUUUUUUAACCUGGGUCCGUGGUAACAUUAGUUUGCCAGCUAAAAUGCAGAUUGGUUAUUUUGGCUGUUGGACCAAACCAAAAGAUGACUCAUGUUGUCAGAAGCCUGGGGAUGAACAAAAAACUAAAUCCAAGUGCUGAAACAUUUAUUUACCAAGGGUGGUGAGCCAGGAGCAGGGCAAUGACAUCUACUGAUAUCCCCAAAAAAUGGGUCAUCAUUUUUCUUCUAUCUUUGUUUUUGCUUGUAUUCUACAUAAGCAAGAUUGAAUGGACAAAGACUUCAGAUUUACCUCAGAAAUCACCAGCUGUCCACUCUGCAAGGGAAAACAGUACUAAUGAAAAAGAUACCAUUCUCCUCAUCUGGUUUUGGCCUUUCAACAGAAAAUUUGACCUGAACGCUUGUGAAUCAGAAUUUCAUAUCAAAGACUGCCAACUCACCGAUGACAGACGUCUGUACUCCAGCGCUGACGGAGUGCUCAUCCACCACAGAGAUAUUGCCAGGGAUCUGUCAAAUUUACCCAAACUGCCACGCCCAUACUUCCAAAAAUGGAUAUGGAUGCUCUUUGAGUCUCCUCAGAAUUCGCAAAGAGUUCCAGGGCUGGACAACCUGUUCAACGUCACGAUGAACUACCGGCAGGAUGCUGACAUUGUCGUGCGUGAGCAGCUGGAGCUAAAACCCCAAGAAACUGAGGAGGAGCCACUGAAAAAUAAAUCUAAAAAGGUUUGCUGGAUUGUAAGCAACUGGAAUGAGAAUCAUGCACGAGUGAAAUAUUUUAAUGAACUUAAAAAGCACAUCGCUGUUGAGGCAUUUGGCAAUCAUUUUCAACGUACGCUUAGUAAAGAGGAGUAUACACAGACCAUGGAAAGCUGUAAGUUCUACCUUUCAUUUGAGAAUACACAUGAACGUUCAGACCACACAGCAAUUGACUACAUAACUGAGAAACUAUACAAUCCACUCCGUUUGGGAGCAGUACCUGUGGUUUUAGGGCCACCUAGACAUUCAUAUGAGAAGUUCAUACCCAAAGAUAGCUUCAUUCACGUGGAUGACUUCAAUAACCCAAAAGAGCUGGCGGACUAUUUAAACAUGCUGGAUCAGGAUGAAGAUAAGUAUCACCAGUUCUUCAGUUGGCAAAAGCACUUCAGAGUGACCAAAGUCAACUUUCCACUGGAGCACGCAUGCCGGGCAUGUCAGUAUAUCCAAAACAAGAAAAGCUUUCAAGUUUUCACUAAUCUCAACAAAUGGUACUGGGGAUAAGGACUAUUUAUUAUGAUAUUAUAACUGCUGAAGAAAUACUUUUACAGUUGCAAUAAGUCAUCCUAACACACACCCAAAUCCACACAACACCUAGAUUAUUGUGCUAUAAAUAUUUAUGAUCAGAAAAAUGUCUGUACAUUUUGGAAAUUAUUAUUUUUUUAAACGACAAACUUGUCACCAUUAAAGAUGUACAAAUGUAUUAGUAGCUGUACAAAUUUCAGGUCAGACGAGCGACUUUUUUUGAGAGUUGUAAAGAAUUUUUUUAUGAGAGUUGUAGAUCACACGGACGAGAGCGAGCGGGCACGGUGACUGAGUGACUGCCAAUGGGAGUGAAGGCAGCAUGAUGCACAUUGCUGAAACUUUAACCUCAACUGGAAUCAAAGAUGGCGGGCCAAACUCCGUAGACGAUAGUGUUUAUAUAAAUGUGAUUUGUUUGGCUUUUUUCCCCUUAGAUUUUUUUUAAAGAUACUGUACAAUCUAAAAACUCUGUUAUUGUAACAAAAUAAAUACAUCUGAGGUGAUUUGCAAGGCAUCUGCCAGCUAACUAUCUCAUCUUGGCACAUUCAUUCACAAUCCGUUUUUUCAGGAAUGAACUCAAUUGACACCUCUGUUUUAAAAUAUUAGUGGUAAACCUGUGCAUUUUUUAAAAUACACUGGGAUACUUUCAUCAGUGUUUUGUCUAUUUGUUGUUUAAACUUUGUUGUUAACUGUUUGAAACUGAUUUCCUGUUUCGUAUCUGCAACAUUGUGUAAAACUACACAGCUGGGCGAGUGCCAUCAAGUUUAGUUCUGUUUUCUAACGGCACCUCUAAAAAUAGACCCAACCAAAUUCCUUUAGCGGUUUAACUAUUUCACUGCUGAAACUGCACAGUUGGCCUCAGUAUGUUGCAUGUUGAGAAAGAAAAUGCAGGAAGUUAGAAUGCUCUAUCUAUGCGCUCUCAUGUUAUCAUUCACUGCUCACAGAUUUGUAAAUGUUAUCUCUGAUGAUAUUUAUCUUGGAAUAAACAGUGUAAACAGA